Messenger RNA from Symbiodinium pilosum, 3576 nucleotides. The record is from the annotation of a GenBank genome assembly. Lineage: Eukaryota; Dinophyceae; Suessiales; Symbiodiniaceae.
AUGAGUGUGAAUAAUACACCGAAGCCAUCCGCCGCGGGCUUAUUGCGUGGCCGCUUCAGUGAAGCCACGGAUGAAUUUGUGGAAGCGUUCACCGCUUCUGUCAGCUUCGACCAGCGCCUGUCCCCCCAGGACAUUGCCGGCUCCAUUGCGCACGCGCGCAUGCUGAACAAAAUCGACAUUCUCAGCGAUGCAGAAUGUGACCAGAUUAUUGGCGGGCUGCAGGAUAUCCAGCGGGAAAUAGAAGGCGGCGAAUUCAAUUGGCAGGUAGCGCUUGAAGAUGUACAUAUGAACAUCGAAAGCCGCCUGAUCGAACGCAUUGGUGACACGGGCAAAAAGCUGCAUACCGGACGCUCGCGCAACGACCAGGUUGCCACGGAUAUUCGGCUGUAUCUGCGUGACGCAGUCGAUGAGCUAAUGCAGCUGGAAACCGCAUUGCUCAGCGCGCUGGCAGAUCUUGCCGAACAACAUGCAGACACCAUCAUGCCGGGCUUUACGCAUCUGCAGGCUGCACAGCCAAUUACCUUUGGUCAUCAUUUGAUGGCCUGGUUCGAAAUGCUGCUGCGUGAUCGGGAGCGUCUUGCGGAUGCCCGCAAACGGAUAAACAUUUUGCCGCUGGGUGCCGCAGCGCUUGCCGGCACGCCCUACAAACCUGACCGGGAAUUUGUCGCCCAGGCGCUCAGCUUUGACAGUGUCUGUGAAAACUCACUGGAUGCGGUCAGCGACCGCGACUUUGCCAUCGAAUUCUGCGCCGUUGCUGCCUUGACCAUGACACACCUGUCGCGCUGGUGCGAAGAACUGGUGCUGUGGUCGUCGCAACAAUUCGGUUUUGUAAACCUGCCGGACCGUUUCUGUACUGGCUCUAGCAUCAUGCCGCAGAAAAAAAAUCCCGAUGUACCGGAGCUGAUUCGCGGUAAAACCGGACGCGUCAACGGCCAUCUAAUCUCCCUGCUGACACUCAUGAAAAGCCAGCCGCUGGCCUAUAACAAAGAUAACCAGGAAGACAAAGAGCCGCUGUUUGAUACGGUGGACACCCUGCACGGAUGCCUUACCGCGCUGAAUGGCAUGGUGCCGCACAUCGAACCGAAUGUUGAAGCCAUGCGUGAAGCCACCUUAAAAGGCUACACCACAGCCACAGAUCUGGCCGACUACCUGGUACGUAAAGAUGUGCCGUUCCGCGACGCCCACGAGAUUGUGGGCAAAGCGGUUGCCCAGGCAGUGGCCAAAGGCAUGCCGCUGGAAGCCCUGAGCCUGGAAGAACUGAAUGGUGGAGGUGGUGAUGUGAUCACCGAAGAUGUUUACCAGGUGUUGAGCCUGUCAGGGUCCGUGGCUGCCAGAGACCACUUUGGCGGCACUGCACCAAACCAGGAUCGAGUUAUACUCGCCGGUUUUAACAACGCAGCAGUAAGACCCCAUGACAACGUGGCGCUGGACAACUCUACUGGUCCUGGUGAUGUGGACCGUUGCCACAAGCAUGACAACACCGCUGAUCCAGACAGAACAAUGACCGGCACGCACUCCCCUUACCUGUCGGAAGUAGACGGUCAUCUAUGGUUGGAGCGUGUCGAUCUGCUCGGUCUGGCAGACGCCGUCGGAACACCCGCAUACGUCUAUUCCAAGGCGCAUAUCACUGAUGCCAUCGAAGCACUCAAUGAGGCUUUUGCAGGGGUUGCUUUCAAUCUGCACUACGCCGUUAAAGCAAACUCUAAUCUUGCAAUUCUGAAGCUGUGCAGCGAGCUGGGCGCGGGUUUUGAUAUCGUUUCCGGUGGUGAACUCAGCAGGGUCAUUGCCGCUGGCGGCGACCCGAGCACCGUCAUAUUUUCAGGGGUCGGGAAGUCCAUCGAAGAGAUAGACUUUGCGCUGAAAGUAGGCAUUGAAUGUUUCAAUAUUGAAAGUGAAGCGGAGCUGCAUCGUAUUGCAGAACGCGCCGAAAUCAGCGGCCAGGUUGCGCCUAUCUCUAUUCGUGUCAAUCCGAACGUGGAUGCUCAGACACACCCCUAUAUUUCCACCGGCCUGAAACAGAAUAAGUUUGGCGUGCAGCCCGAACAGGCGCUGGCCAUGUAUCAAACCGCAGCGGAAAAUCCGCAGCUCAAGAUUGUCGGCAUCGACUGUCACAUCGGCUCGCAGAUUACCGAUAUUGAACCGCUGCUGGAUGCGUUCACCAACAUGUUGCGACUGGUAGAUGAGCUGGCAUCAAUGGGGAUUGAGCUGGAACAUAUUGAUCUAGGUGGCGGCAUGGGCAUUGUUUACCAGGACGAAUCCCCCCUGGAUCUGGAAACCUAUGGGGCAAGCGUCAGGCAAAUUCUGGGCGGGCGAGGGCAGACCAUUAUCCUUGAGCCUGGGCGCUCUAUUGUCGCCAACGCGGGCGUCCUGCUGACUCGUAUCGAAUAUCUGAAAGAAGCCAGCGAGCCUGACGCACCAAACUUUGCAGUCGUCGAUGCGGCCAUGAACGACUUGAUUCGCCCGGCCUUGUACCAGGCCUGGCACGAUGUGCUGGUGGUCAAUCCGAACCGGACAUUACAACCCCGCCAGUGGGAUAUUGUCGGCCCGGUUUGCGAGUCGGGUGACUUUAUUGCCAAGGAUCGAUCACUUGGCCUGGAGGCCGCCAGUGUGCUGGCUGUUGCGUCCGCCGGUGCCUACGGCAUGGUGCAGGCAUCUAACUACAACAGCCGCGGUCGCGCCUGCGAGAUCAUGGUCGACGGGGAACGUGCUGUGAACCCCCGCCGGCGUCCGCUUGUGUUCCACAAGAUGCACAGCCUGGGCAAUGAUUUCAUGGUGAUUGAUGCUGUUUCCCAAUCCAUCGAUCUCAGCAAUCAAGCCAUUGCAGCCUGGGGCGACCGCCAUCGCGGCGUCGGCUUUGACCAGUUACUGAUCAUUGAGGCCCCAUCAACACCGAAAGCAGAUUUCAGCUACAGAAUAUUCAAUGCUGACGGCAGCAGUGCACAACAAUGUGGUAACGGCACCAGAUGUGUGGCGAUGCUGGUACAACAACUCGGAUUAAGUGCCAAGCAGAAACUGGUGUGGCAGUCCGCAGCUGGAUUAUUUACAACGGACUUCAGUUCUCCCACCCAGAUUGAAACCACCAUGACGGUACCUGUACUCAAUCAUGCGGACAUACCUUUUGCACCCGAACACAGCGAUACAACCGACAAUCCGUCAGUUUUCACCCUGCAAGCGGGUGAACAGAGCUUCAAGGUGACACCGGUAUCUAUGGGUAACCCUCACGCGGUGCUGUUCUGUGACGACAUCUUCAGUCUCGACAUUGACGAAAUUGGCGGACUGCUCACCAGCCACCCUGCAUUUCCGGAAGGUGCCAAUGUAGGAUUCUGUCAGGUGGUUGAUCGCCAGUUCAUACGUCUGCGGGUAUUCGAACGCGGCGCAGGGGAAACUCAAGCCUGUGGCAGUGGUGCUUGUGGCGCUGUUGUUGCCGCACGACUGCACGAUAAGGUUAGCGAACGCGUUAAAGUAUCUUUGCCCGGCGGCAAGCUUCGAAUCAAAUGGCCGGAUACAGACAGCCCGGUUACAAUGUCUGGCGAUGCAAGCUACGUUUACCGCGGCGAGCUACAGCUGGAUCAAUAG